Molecule: messenger RNA, 3397 nt
Organism: Ornithodoros turicata
Lineage: Eukaryota; Metazoa; Arthropoda; Arachnida; Ixodida; Argasidae
Product: sodium-dependent nutrient amino acid transporter 1-like
Exons: 14
Coding region: 523-2418 (631 amino acids)
Biological process (GO): sodium ion transmembrane transport
Cellular component (GO): plasma membrane
Molecular function (GO): L-amino acid transmembrane transporter activity
Source: RefSeq, a predicted model, not a curated record
AAAUGUCAUGCGCUCGCCGAGGGCUCCUCACGUUGCUUUUGACGUCAUUGCGCCGCAGAGAACGGGAGACGGUACUGGUGAGGCGCGUCACCCCCUCAAGUCGCGUGACUUUGUGUGGACCGCACCCCUUGCACCCUUCUAGUGACGUCACUGCGUAACGGUGUUUAGCUUUCUUUUUUCUUUUAAGGCACCUUGCCGCACUUCUUGAAAUGCCACGCCACAGUGAGGUACAAACGCUUCGGUUCUCGCUGGUGACACCAUUUCUCUCGUGACACGAUAGCUCAGCCAUAUCAUUGCAGAAAGUGAUGGCCUAGGCACAGUUCUUUCGCGAGAGGAACAUGGGCAGGGCGUCCAUGGAUGAUCAUAGGAGUGGUUCGGUAACAUCUAAUGGUUUCAUUUCAGCGUGCAGUGUGAACCUCUACAAUAAACCUGUGCUGGACCUACUGCUUCUUUGAAGCGGAAGACGACUGAAGCGCACAUCAAUUAGCCGUUACCAGUGCAGUCGGUACAAAGUAAGGAAACAUGUCGAAGCAAGCGUCGGAGGAGGCACCUGCUGGACGUGGCCAGUGGGGGAGAGGAUUGGAGUUCUUCCUCUCCUGUGCUUCGAUGUCUGUCGGUCUGGGAAAUGUCUGGAGGUUUCCCAAUGCUGCGUACGCCAAUGGGGGAGGAGCCUUUUUGAUUCCUUACCUUAUACUUCUGGUCGUGAUUGGACGCCCCUUGUAUUACAUGGAAAUGGUCCUCGGUCAAUUCAGCGGCCUAGGACCCGUGAAAGUAUGGAAAGCAGUGCCAGCUAUGCGAGGUUUGGGCUAUGCACAGUUGUUUUCCAGCGCCUACGUAGCUAUCUUUUACAAUUUCUUGAUUGCCAUCGCUGUUCGCUACCUCGUGGCUUCUAUGUCUUCCACUCUUCCGUGGACGCAAUGUCAAGACAGCUGGUUUCAAGGCACGCAACCUCCUUUGUCGUGCGACAGCUUCAAUAUCUUCGGACAAAAUUCUAGCAACACAUUUUUGAGUAACGCUACCGAAUCUCCGUAUAACGAUACACUGUUGAGCCACGUGUCGAACGUGACUGAUCCUCAGAAGCGAGUCUCCGUGCCGGAGCUUUACUGGAAGUACCGUAUCGCGCACCAGUCCGAAGGCCUUUGGGACAUCCAGUGGAUGAGCUGGGAGUUGUCCUUGUGCCUGUUUUUCGUCUGGGCCUUUGUGGCCCUGAGUUUACUCAAGGGCAUCGAGACAUUAGGAAAGGUUGCAUACUUCACGGCUAUCUUCCCAUAUGUCGUUCUCAUCUCACUUCUCAUCAUCGCCUGUCUCCAAGAGGGAGCCUUCGAAGGCAUCAAGAGGUUCUUCACUCCGGAAUGGCAUAAAUUAUACGACAUACAGGUUUGGUACAAGGCAUGCGAACAGUCGUUCUUCUCCUUAGGAGUCGGCUAUGGAUCGCUCAUCAUGUAUUCAAGCUACAACGGCUUCCGGAACAACGUUUACAGGGAUGCUAUCCUGUUGAGUGUUCUGGAUACAUUCACUAGUAUCCUGGCUGGCUGCGUCGUAUUCUCUGUACUUGGAAGCCUCUCUACCAAGUUGGGUGUAGCUUUCGAGGACGUCAUCGGUGCUGGAGGAACAGACUUGGCAUAUAUCGUCUACCCGGAAGCGCUUGCCAACAUCGAAUUCGUUCCUCAGCUCUGGUCGGUUCUGUUCUUCUUUAUGCUGUUCACCUUGGGCAUCGGUAGUUCAGUUGCUAUCGUGGAAACCAUUUUGACUACGAUCCGAGACCAGUUCCCACAACUGCAGGAGCGGAAAUGGAUGCUCGUCAUACCAUGCACUACAUUCCUUUUCUUGUGUGGGCUUAGUCUUACCACAGAUGCCGGGCAGUACAUCAUGAGACUCCUGGACAACUACGGCGUCGGCACGGCAGUCUUCUUGUACGCCAUCUUAGAAAGCAUCUCUAUCAUGUGGGUUUACGGGCACAGAAGUUUCUGCCAAGACAUCGAGUUCAUGCUGGGAAUGACUGUCGGUGUCUUCUGGAAAGUGACCUGGGCUUUCACGGCUCCCAUCUUGCUUAUUGGCAUAUUCUUGUACGGCAACGUACUUCUCUUCCUGGAUGGAGGUGGAUCAGGAAAGGGCAUUCCGUGGUGGGGAAACCUCAUUGGUUGGAUGCUCGCUGUCGUCUGCCUUAUCCAGAUACCCGUGUGGAUGAUGGUGGUUGUCCGGAAGACGAAAGGAAGCUCCUUACUAGAGCGGUUGCGACAGUCCUUUAGGCCUGCCAUGGACUGGGGACCCCGGGAUCUAGAGACGCGACAACAGUGGAAGGCCAUGAAGGAUGGCCUGGAGGACAAGGGCAAACCACCACCACCGUACGCCAUAGCAGUAUCCUCAAAUGGACGGAGCAACCCCGCCUUCGAAAUGGCAGAAAGGACUUCGCUUUAGUAGGAAAAACGAUAGCGUGUAUUUUUAUGUGAAUCGGCGAAGGAUGUUGUCCCUUGGACCCAAUGCGUGGACCUACCAUACGCGGGCACACAUCAUGGCGCCGGUAGUGGAAAGACAACAACAUGCAGGCAUUACUGUGGACGAAAGAAGAAAGUCACUGAAAAGGUUAGCCAGCUGUAGGACUGGAACCCACAUCUUCUGGAUUACCGCUUCAGGGCUCUUACCAAUUGAGCUAAGCUAACACGCUGAACAUCAAUUCGCUUCAUUACUGUGGACGUUCGUGCAUCGUGGACGCCAACAGUAGAUAGGAGUACUGGGCAUGAUCAUCAUCAGUAAUGCAAGGGCACACAGGAACCUCACAAAGAAACCUGUUCUACAGUGAAAUAGUUCGUGGGCAAGAUAUGUCUCCCAUAGUGAAACCUGAGUCGGCACGACUGCGCAGGCUGUAGAACCGCGGUACACAGGUUCCUGUGACUUUUGUUCUAUGUGUUGUUGUCUGUGUGUGUUCUCUUGAUGUAUGUGUGUUUGUGCUGUCUCGGAAUGUGCACGUGUUGCUUCCCACGAUGGCCACUACUGCAGCGCAUUUCGCCAUUGUAGUGAACGAACGCCUUUGAACGCAUCAGUGUCCAACGACGCACAAAAUAGAAUCUCACUUCCGACGUCCGAACAAGAAUCUCAAUUUGACUCCAGGAGCAACAAAAGUGCAACCUGGAGCAAAGUAACUAGUUUCUUUCGCUGUCUCUCGCUCUCGUUGCGUUGAGACGUGAAUCAUCCUGGCAAAAGUUCCUUUUUGUGGAAUCACAUGGUUCAUCCUAAGUUCAUCCUGCGUCCAAUCACAGCCUGCCCCUGCAGGUACUUUCCUUCAGGCAGGGUUCCCAUAGAAGACGUAGGAUCCACAGAAGACACAGAGAAGAUGUGCUUGAGCACUUUUUGUAACUAAGUAUUUAUAAGUGAAUUUUAAGUAAAUAAGUAAUUUUUA